This is a messenger RNA of Cherax quadricarinatus, 540 nucleotides long. The record is from RefSeq and is a predicted model, not a curated record. NCBI's taxonomy places the organism in Eukaryota, Metazoa, Arthropoda, Malacostraca, Decapoda, Parastacidae.
UAACCUAACAGUGAGAAGCAGCAAGCUGAGUACAAUAUACCACGAGCAGUGUUGGCCCUCAAAACCUACACCAACAACAACAAGAGCAACAAGAAGAGGAAUGAGAGUGCGUCAUCUGACCAGCAGGUCGUCUGGUUCACUUGUCACCUCCAUAUUGUGAUGAAGGAGGCCGUGUUGGAGGUCGCUGCCGGGGUCAACUCUACACUGGCACAGGUGACCACACUGCUGCGUCUGCUGGUGUCUGCUGCAGUAGACAUUGUCCACGACGCCCAAGUUUAUUUUUCACUGCCCUCUCUUCACCAACUUAAAGAAACUGCAUUCACCAGCUGGAUAAAUUUUUUGUGGUGGUUGGGAUUGACACCACUGCAAGGUCAUGUACUGAGGGCUCUCAUCAUUAUUCUGGUGGUUAACUUUGUCCUGAUCAAAGUCUCGUGGCACAUGUAUGCUCAGCGCAUAUCUCAUACAUUGUCAUUUAGUAAGUUUUUUCUUUGUAUUAGUCAAAGUCAGGUGAGAGCUUGUUAUUAACCCUCCAGUAAUUCU